Lingula anatina is the source of this 1411-nucleotide messenger RNA. RefSeq lists its product as uncharacterized. The record is from RefSeq and is a predicted model, not a curated record. Gene Ontology annotation, cellular component: nucleus. Gene Ontology annotation, biological process: regulation of gene expression. NCBI's taxonomy places the organism in Eukaryota, Metazoa, Brachiopoda, Lingulata, Lingulida, Lingulidae.
ACAAUCUGCAGUAGAGAGGUUCUUCCACUGUCUCUUUUUUCAAAAACGUAUAUGUUUAGACUUUUAGGAGGGUGGGGCUUUUAAGUCUUCCAAUAAUUAUUGUUUGGAGUGCAAGAACCUGUUUUUAAAUAUCACUUCAGGUGCAGGAGAAAAUUUCAAUGCUGUCUGAAAAAGAGGAAAUGAAAGAGCUGUUUCCUUGCAUAGAGUGCGGUAAGGAAUAUUACUCAAAGAAUGCCUUAAAGAGGCACUCUAUGGUACACAGUGGGAAAUACCAGUCAUGGUGCACAGAAUGCAGCGCUGGCUUUGUCUCCAGAUACCACCUAGAGGACCACUUGCGAAAGAUGCACGACAGCCCAAAACUUGUUUGUUUCAUAUGCAAUAAGAAGAUGGCAUCGAGGCAGGGGAUGCAGAGACACGUGAAAUCUCACCAUGGGGAUAAAGUAGAAUGCGACAUCUGUCAAAAGUCAUUUCCUGAAGGAAGGAUACGAGAGCAUAAAGUGAGGGCACACUCCAAGCAAAACCAGUGCACCGAGUGCUCGCUUUCGUUUGGCACUCCUAGUUGCUUAAGGUCUCACAUGGUUGUACACGAGGGUCAAAGUUUCAAAUGUACAGAGUGCGAUUUUUCGACCAAACACAAGUACUCACUGAAUCGUCAUAUUCGGACACACAAGGGAGUGGAUAAGCAUUUGUGCAUUAAGUGUGGAAAGAGUUUUCGCAGGAAGGACUAUCUAGUUAGUCAUGAGAAAAUUUGCAAUGGAUAUACUCCGGAACUUUGGGGGGUGGAUGAUACACAUGGAGAGAAUAAAACAGAAGUUGAUCAUGGUAAAAAUACAGUCUGUCCUGACGGUGAUGGGGUAUCACAUAAACUGACCAAAAAGGAAAAUGAGGAUUAUCAUCCAACAAGGAAGCAACCAUAUCCUGUUGAUCAUGGUGAAAAUGUAGCCUGCCCUGAUAGUGAUGAGGUAUUACAUAAUUUGAUCGUGAUCAAAAAGGAAAAUGAGGAACAUCCAGCAAGGGAGGAACCAUAUCCGGUUGCUUUGUUUAAAAAUGCCUUUGUGUAAAGUUCAGUGUAUUUAAAUGUUUUUUAGGUUAAAAUGUUUUAUAUCAUGAUGUAGCAAUUUGAAGGUAAAAGUGCUGUAUUUUGGUAUGCAAUUCCCAAUACAUAAAUAGUUAAUAUAGUAAUAACUGUGGCUUCUGGCCCAGGAACCUUUUUAGUUUGUUUUGAGAUUUUUCUGAAUGCGCACAGAGGUUUUAUACGCCCUGACUACUUGAGUACUAGUAUAUACCUUUAAAAACCCAUAUUACUGAAGAAAAAUUAUUGUCAAGCAUAAUAUUUCCUUUCAGGGGCUCCUUGAAAUCAACUAUGUUAAAAACAGAAAAAUCCGUAACAGAGCUCCCUUUUAACAUUCAA